GCAGGGCUAGCCGCCCAAAAAGGCAGACCAUCCGUCUAUUUUACCGCUACCUCUCUAUCUCUCUCAUUUCCAUCUUGAAACGUAAGAAACCGGACGACGGUGGGGGCUGAAUCGCCCCCCCCCUAUCCCUCCCCUCCCUCUUCUUUAAAAACAAUCGUCCGAUCGGAGAUGCUGCCGCAGCGGCUUCGGGGUCCUGGGCGGGCGAUCUUCAGAGCCGUCAGCCCGCGAGCGUCGCUGGGCGGCGAGGCUGGCGGCAGCGGCGGCUCCGUCUGGGAGAGCGUCAGCCUUCCCAGCCUGAGGAGGAAGGCUUCCAACACCUGGUCUGCGGUCCAAGACACCUUCCUCUCCACCAAGGAAAUUUUCGAGAAACACAGGGUGGUGUUCACUGUGGGCACCUCUGUAGCAUCUGUUCUAACAGCAUGGGCAGGCUAUUCUUUACGUCAGCUUCAUCAGUCAAAACUUGAGAAAAGGCUAGAAUCAAUUGAGCAAACUUUAAAAAGUAAUUAUGAUGUUGAACAUGAAGAGAUUAAAAAGAUUGUUAGUUCAGGAAGUGUCAGCACUGCAGCUUGCUUCGCAACAGCGUGGACUUCUUUGCUUCUUGGCUUGCUUUGCAAUGUUGUUCAAUUAUGAAAAGAGCAGGUUAUGUAGGUGCAUAGAAAAUUUGAAAAAGUUAUGGGAUUUGGUGGGAAAUGUGGAGCAACAGUAGCAUUUGCAAGGAAAAGAAAAUAAAUACAGGAUCAUUGACGUUUAGUAUCAAUAGAAAGGUCGAUAAAGCACAAAAUAUGCAAGCAGGCAGCUCGUCUCAUAGGAUUCAUUGGCUGGCCCAAGCUAUAGGCGAGCUACUCAAAAAAUUCAAUAGCAGAUAUUUUUAGCAGUCCAAGUUCCAGUUUAGCUUUCUUGUCUUGUUAACCUUAUGUUCUGUGCAUGUACACUCAGUUGUUACUUUAUGUUUGUAAUAUGUAUCAAAUGAGUUUUAAUCAUGUCAAACUGUUAUAUUGUUUGUGUUGUAUCACAUUUUAAGGUGCUAUAUCAAAUUUGAUUUCUCCUGAACCUAUUAUUCAUGGUGUGAUUGAUCCUGCAGAAUCAUGUUUAUUUAAUCCAUCUUGAUCUUGUCUAGCUGCAUCUAAUUGAAUCUAGUUCAAUUUAGCUGAAUUUGACCAUGACGUGUUGAUGCCAGCUAAAUUGUAUAGAAACCUAUGUUUCGGUAAGUACUUCAAGAUUCGCGAGAAUCUUAUAGGUUGAUUUUUCCACUCAGUAGGUUACAGAUAAAUUGCUACAUAAGCACCAGUCUGCUACCUUCCCAUAUUUCCACUACCUAUCACUCCUCAUAGGAUUCCUUUUCCUUUUUAAUGCCUCAAGAAUGUGGGAGGGGCUGAGAUGAGAGGUCGUACAUUAUUACUUGGAGAGUAGGAGGUAGAGAGACAAGGCAGAGAUUAACUUCUUAACCUUGAAGGAGGUGGUUUAGAUCAAUUCAUAUCUUCCUCUUGAUCACCUCAAUUCUUUUUUGAUAGUUUGUGAUAGGAAUUCUCAUGUAGUUAUCAUUCUCAUUGCUUUCUCUUGUUUGGAUCUCUAGGAACUGAACUAGAUAAAUACUGGGAGAAGGAUCAGACUUUAGAUUAUGAAACUUUUCGUUCUAUGGAUGAAAUCUUAAAUACCAUACUUGGUCUUACUUUAGUUGCCUUGAUAGCUCCUUUUUUUUCUUAUUCUUGGCGAUCAUUAUAUCUUAGUGUUAAAUGUUAAUUUUGAUGAUGAUCAUACUUCAUGAAUAUGGUUUGUCAAGGGUGAUUUGUCAUCCUUUGUUUUGAACUGGUUGGGCUGAAAAAGGUAUGGAGGCCGGUCCCUGAAAAAGGUAUGGAGGCCGGUCCCUUUAUGCCCAUAAAUUGGGAGGGAUGCUUGAAACAUUGCAAAUCGUUUGAUCCGCAGGGUCAACCUCUAAAUUGGUAAGCUGAUCUGGAAUAUUUUGAACUGCCAGUUUUUGCAUGAUCACAUCGUUCCAUACCAUCAAAACCAAGUUAGGCUGAAGAUUGUUAGAAAGUGAAGAAGAUUUAAACAUAAUAGGACAAUGUAUUGUUCAUGGAACUGGUAAGAGAGAGUAUUAUCCUGCAUCAAAGGGACCCAUUUAGGAACUUUGAAGAAACUCUUAAAGAUGAAGUUAAGAUCUCGCUACUCUUCAAACAGUUUUGGUGAUACUUUUUGGUUCGUGCUCCUUGUGUACAACAAUUGUUAUGCAAUUUGCAUCAAUUGCUUUUUUUUCCUACGAUAAAUUUUCGUAUUGAGUACAAAUUGGCAACAACGGGCAUCUGUUUAUUUUUUAA
Molecule: messenger RNA, 2315 nt
Organism: Ananas comosus (pineapple)
Lineage: Eukaryota; Viridiplantae; Streptophyta; Magnoliopsida; Poales; Bromeliaceae
Exons: 5
Coding region: 169-630 (153 amino acids)
Source: RefSeq, a predicted model, not a curated record